Molecule: messenger RNA, 1380 nt
Organism: Lachancea dasiensis
Lineage: Eukaryota; Fungi; Ascomycota; Saccharomycetes; Saccharomycetales; Saccharomycetaceae
Source: the annotation of a GenBank genome assembly
AUGUCUGGAAACAAGCGGGAUGACUCCAUCGAGCUCGAAGAGCUUUUAGGGGCAGAGAACCACUCUAACGAAUCGGUAUCGCCAGAGAACAAUGAACUAGUCGAAUAUAAAGGUGAAAAUAUCAAUCUCUACCCAUUGAACUACCAAAAAGAACCAAUCGUCAAAUGGCAAAUGGCAGCUUGCCUGACCUUGUUUCUGGUCCUAGGCCUGAAUGACGAGUGCAAUGGAGCGCUGGUUCCAGCCUUGACGACGUAUUACGAGGUAACAAAAGUACAGGUGGCGAACCUGUUUGUUAUACAAUUUAUGGGCUACGGGAUAGCCUCCCUGCUGACCCAGAAAAUCCACACGUUGGUUGGCGCUCGAGGGGCAAUGAUGACUGCUGCUGGGCUGUGCAUGGUGUGCUAUACGAUUUUACUCCUACGGCCACCGUGGUUCAUAAUGUAUGUGAGCUGCUUCCUGCCCCUCGGGCUGGCCAUUGGAAUUUUGGACUCCGUUUGCAAUGUUCUGUUUGGAAACCUGGAAGUCCACAAAAACGAGUGGAUGGGUGUGUUGCAUGGGCUAUAUGGCGCGGCCGCCAUGGUGACGGCUCCAAUAGUCUCUUACUUCGUGAAGUAUAGCCACUGGAACUUCUUCUUUCUAUUGCCUCUGACUUGUGCCUUUUUGGGCCUUCUUCUUGUGCCCUAUGCAUUCAAGUUCGAGACCGCCAAUAAGUACAAUUACCUGUGCGAAAUGGGUCGCGAAGAAGGGGAAGACACCCAUCCUAGCUUUUUAUCUCUGGUACGGAGGCCUGCAAUCUUCAUGUAUGCCCUCUACAUGUUUGUAUACCUUGGAUCUGAGGUAUCCACCGGGGCCUGGAUUUUCACCUACCUUCUGGACGUCAAAAAGGGAAACGUCAUUCCGAUGUCUUAUGUGACUGCUGCAUUCUGGAUGGGGCUAACUGUUGGUAGAAUGGUUUUGGGUUUUGUGACUAAAAGAUGCUUUAAAAAUGAAUACAGGGCAUCCGCAUUUUACGCUGGAAUGUGUUGGAUGUCCUACACGGUUUUUCUGCUUAUAACUUACCUUCCAGGAUCUUCCACUUUAUAUUUCAUCGCCGUAGGGGCUGCAAUAUUUACGGGCGGUGUCUUCAUGGGCCCUCUGUUCCCAAAUGCAAGUGUAGUUGCACUUCAAGUGCUGCCGAAAAACAUGCACGUCAGCGGUGUUGGAAUUGCUGUAGCUUUGGGAGGGUGUGGAUCCGCAAUACUACCUUAUUCUGUGGGCAUUAUCACGCACCUGGCAGGCUUCGUAUGCUUCCCAUUUUUAUGUUGGGUUAUGGUUGGUACGGUUUAUUUUGUGUGGUUUCUGUAUCCGAGAGUCAUCAAGGGCCAAAUGGAACUCUUUUGA